Messenger RNA from Etheostoma cragini (Arkansas darter), 1000 nucleotides. It is a transcript of the gene arf1, whose product is annotated as ADP-ribosylation factor 1. Bases 52 to 588 code for a protein of 178 amino acids. Lineage: Eukaryota; Metazoa; Chordata; Actinopteri; Perciformes; Percidae. Gene Ontology annotation, biological process: vesicle-mediated transport; intracellular protein transport. Gene Ontology annotation, molecular function: GTPase activity; GTP binding. The record is from RefSeq and is a predicted model, not a curated record. The transcript has 5 exons. Gene Ontology annotation, cellular component: cytoplasm; plasma membrane.
AAACAUAUCAGCUGUUUUUUUUGCCUAAGUAGGUUCCCAUCACCAGCCGCCAUGGGGAAUAUGUUUGCAUCGCUCUUUAACAUGUGGAAGAAGGAGAUGAGGAUCCUCAUGGUCGGUCUGGAUGCUGCUGGAAAGACGACUAUUUUGUACAAACUGAAACUUGGAGAGAUUGUGACUACAAUUCCCACAAUAGGUUUUAAUGUAGAGACAGUAGAGUACAAGAACAUCAGUUUUACAGUAUGGGAUGUCGGUGGUCAAGACAAAAUUCGACCGCUGUGGCGUCAUUACUUCCAGAACACACAGGGUCUCAUCUUUGUUGUGGACAGCAACGACAGAGAGCGAUGUCAGGAGGCUCGUGAAGAGCUCUCUAGAAUGUUGGCAGAGGACGAGUUGCGUGAUGCCGUGCUAUUAGUUUUUGCCAACAAACAAGACCUUCCAAACGCUAUGAAUGCAGCAGAACUCACAGACAAGUUGAAUCUUCACAAUCUACGUGGCAGAAACUGGUACAUCCAGGCUACCUGUGCCACCACUGGGGAUGGCCUCUACGAAGGACUGGAUUGGUUGUCUAGUCAACUCAAAAACCAUUAAUAAUCACCUGCUCUCUACAACUAAUCUACUCCACCCAAUCUCUGACCUUGCUCUUUACUCUAAAGGUGUUGCAAAGCUGAGUUACCCGCUCCUAAAAUCCUCCCCUAAGCUGUUAUUAUCACACACACACAUGCCAGUGGUGGAGAGGAUCUGUUUUUGGAAAGCUGUCAGGUUUUAUUUAAUGUAAUUGUAAAUAUAUUUGGUAAUGGGGCAGCUUAUUGCACUCUUACAAAUCCUACCAUGGUCAUUUCUCUUUCUGGCUGUUGGGCAGCCAUUUGUCCAUUAAAUAAGAAAUAGGAGGUGAGGAAUAAGAAUUUACCAGCACAUUUGCCCAGGACCGCAAUGCAAUCUGAUGAUUUGUCAUCAGGUCACAUGUACUGUAGGAAGUGAUCCAUGUGGGGCUUAUAAUAAU